This is a messenger RNA of Phymastichus coffea, 4895 nucleotides long. RefSeq names its product rab3 GTPase-activating protein non-catalytic subunit (gene Rab3-GAP). Gene Ontology annotation, biological process: regulation of GTPase activity. The transcript has 19 exons. The record is from RefSeq and is a predicted model, not a curated record. The coding region runs from base 174 to 4439 and encodes 1421 amino acids. NCBI's taxonomy places the organism in Eukaryota, Metazoa, Arthropoda, Insecta, Hymenoptera, Eulophidae.
CUAUAUAACACAACACCCAUGCGCACGCGCGUGCGUCGGAUCUCAUAAUCAUCUGUUUUAUUCAGCUUGGAUCUAGUGUAUAUACGCUCAGUGCUGUAUUGCUGUUUCUUUGAUGUGUCACUAGAUUGGAAUUAAUCUGUAUAUAAAUUUGUUUUCUCGUAUAGAAAUGAGAAAUGUCUUGUCAAAUUAAAGAGAUCGCAAACCUGGUGAAUCUCAGUGAUAUCAAGCAUUGUUUGCUCGGCGACGUUAAUAAAGAAUUGGAUAAUGUACCUGCAAACGAGUUGCCACUGCAAAAUUGCGUUGUUUCACUGUCACCUGUUGGUGACAUAUUAGUUAUUGCUUGGAAUACUCGUUUAGUUAUACUAGCUUCUAAAUGGGAUUCUCAAGAAGCGAGUGAAGUAAAAUAUAAAUUUCAUAUUGCCUGGGAUGGUGAAGUUACUCAAAAACAAAAUGAGUGGAUUACUUCUGUUAUAUGUCUUCCAUUGAUCUCCCAUGGCAAGUCAAGUGCUGGUGUUGACUGGACUUGUAUAGGUGUAGGUUUUAAUAAUGGCUUUAUCAAAUUCUACACAGAAACUGGUGACUUCUUAUUUGAAGAGCAAUUGCACAACGAAAUCAUCAUAAAUAUAAAAUGCCAGUCACACAAUUCUGCAAGACAUUCAGGAGAGGUAGGAAUGUCAGAAGAAAUUUAUGUGCUAUACAAUUCCGUUAUAUGCAUUUUACAAGGAUUUUCAUUGUUUUCAACGUUGAGAGCAUACCGAAAUCAUUUAGCAAGAGUGAAAGCAAAUUGUGAUAAUACAACUCCAGCAGUUAAUCUAGUUUGUAAAAAGUGGGGAUUCAAAAAUCAAGAUUUCGUCAAUGAUUGUCAAGUCAUUGGCUGGACAUCUGUAAAUACUUUUGAUCACCUCAUGACGGCAUCUAUAAGUGGUGGUUAUAAUGCUAGUUAUCGCUCCAGUGCACCACAACAGAGUUUAGUCAUGGCUACAGGUAAAAGACCAUUUAUUGGCUUUCACUUUGCUCUGGAAGGUGGUACUGCUCCAGUUUUUACUGAUGUAGCAAUCGCCAUGGCUAGCAAAGUUGCAAGCGCCAUUGGUUCUGCUGUUCCAUGGUUUAAAAGUAACUCGAAAAAUUCUCCAACGGCUGAAAAGACAAAGAGUCUAAGCAUAGAACCAGCUGAGUCAAUGGCGUGUAGAUUUGGUCUAAGUGAUAUCCUUCGAGAAGGAGAUUGUUUAAUAGUUAGUCCAAAUAAGUUAUUGUCAGUUAUAUGCGAUGCUAUGGGAAGAGUUAUUUUGGUGGAUAAUAAACAGGGAAUUGCAAUAAGAAUGUGGAAAGGCUAUCGAGAUGGUCAAUGCGGGUGGAUAGAAGCUGUGGAAGACCGAAUUCACAAAUCUUCGAAAAGUCAACUCGGCAGAAAGAGUGCAUAUCAAUCGUCGCAAGCUCCAAAACAAACAGCAUUAUUUUUAGUGAUCUACGCACCCAAGAAGGGUAUUAUUGACAUCUGGAGCAUUCAAUUUGGAAUUAAAAUCACAACCUUUUCGGCUAGUAAAAAUGGAAGGCUCCUCUACACUAAUUAUGGUUUAUGUGGGUUAAAUGAUGUUGCAACGGCUGGAAAUAAAGCACUAUACCCUUGUAUCUUUAUGGAUCCACUUGGAAGCAUACGACAAAUCAUUGUUCCAUUCCACUUUGCUUUAAGCAAUCAAAAUAGUAAUAGAGCUAGAGACAUACACUUGUUCAAAAAAUUGAAAAGAUUUCUGAGAGAAGGAGAGUUUGACGAGUCGAAAUUAAUCGAUGAAAUCACAAAUAUUUGUUUGGAUUUAAGAACGAACGACGUUCGAUUACAAAGUAUUGAAAUGCUUAUGGCGAGCAAGUAUAUCACGCCUGAUUCUUUACUUGCGGCCACUAAUUGUUUUUCCAAACAGUUGGAUAUACAAGAUGAAGAUGAUACAGAAUCGGUUACCAAAGCUCUCAGUCAGACAAUUAAUCAGCUGAAAAGAGCGAUUAAGUUUUUCAAAUACAUAAAAGCGCAAUUUGAUCAGCCUCCCGAGUAUUAUACUGUAGCUUCAGACGUAGUUCCUGACAGAAAGCAAUUAUCUUCCAUAUUAUUCACUUCUGAACGGGAAGUUCUUAGGAUAUUGAAGCUUUCAAAAACAUUGUCAGAUUUGCGUGACACCGAUCCAAAGACUCAAACGAGAGUAACAUUUAAAGAAGGCGACAUAUCGUUUUUAGAUUUUCUGAGUAGUUUUGAAUUCGGUUGUUCGGGUUUUUUGGCAUUACAUAAAGACAUUGGUUAUGACAGGAAAUGCCAAAUUUCAAAGUUAAUAUUUCAAGGAUGGAUGUCUUCAAAUGAUCCUAUAUCAAAAUGGCAGGAAUAUGCAUUAAAUAGUGAAAUCCAACCAGCGGUUCUGAUGGAAUUUGCUUUGCUUUAUUGGUUGAACAGAAAGGCUGAUGCUCGCUUAGAAAUUGAACUGAUCAACUUUACGAAGCUUUUAAAUGCCAUCUGUUCGUUAAAUGAUUCUGAAGAAGUUUAUGCAGGCUACAAUGAGGUUUCUAAUUGGUGGAGGGACGUUCGAAUAAUCUUGACCAAUUCCAGUAACCCGUUUAGCGCACUGACAGCAACAAUGGCAUGCAGAGCCGUAUCGGUAACAAUACAAAGAAAUAGAGACCGAUUGCAAACUAGUUGCAGAGAUAACAGUGGAAAUGAGGAAGGUAAUGAAACAAAUUCUGCUGAUGGGCCAGAACAAAUGGAUGAAAAGGACGACAGAGAUGACAAUUCGUCCGUCGAAGAAGAAGCAGUUAGCUGCAUAAGUGACUGGGAAAACGUGAGCCGAGAUACCUGCCAGUUUUCGUUACUUAUUGGUAAUUUAGAGGAUAUCACGGUAUUAAAUGCUGUAGUCAGUAAACCUCCGGAGUUAGAUGAGACUACGACGUUUUAUACUCUGCCACAUGAAGCUAUAAACGUCUCAUUAGGACUUGUUCUCUCGAAAGGCAAAGGGUCCGUGUCAGAGAUUGUUGCGAAAUGGCUGAGCUCAGCAGGAGUUGAUCCAGCUCGCCUAAUAGACACGACGGACGUUGAAUUCGAGCAAUUGCGGCUCGUGGCCGCAGAUUCAGCGCAGCUCUCUAGCUCCUCGGACGAAGCGAAAGCUGUUGAACUCAAGCUGCAGCAACAUCCGACAGCUUUGCUGCCAGUUUCAGUGGAAAUUGGCCGCGAAGCCUACCCCAAGCCAACUGCUCUCGCAAACGUACUAGAUCAAGUAGCCUUACUCAAGCGCUAUUUCCCGUACAGCUUGACUAGCAGCGUUUUACUCGCUAAUCUAGCAUGGGAAUACGUGAUAUCGUGGAAUAAAGAUAUCACGAAGCUGCAAGCUUUGGAGGCCGCGUUAACUGUGCUGCGUCAAAUUCCGCUGAGCAAAGCUCGCCACGGAGUUUGCUGCCUUUUAUGGAGCGUGCACUUGAAGAAAAGAAUGGAAAGCAUUGCCAAGCUUAUCAAUAAGUUAGGUAAACUACCGAAAGAGCGGUUGUGCAUGCAAGACCUCGGGCUGUCGACUAUGCAAGUAAUCACGUUCCUACAGCACUGCACCAUGUUUUUAGAAAUUUUUUUGGAUGCGGAGGUCAUAGAAGAGGAAAACUGCUAUUUUGUGAGAGCUGAAGAAUUAUGGGAAGGCCAUCCGCCUGGUCCAAGACCGUUCGCUGUCUUGGCGAUUUCUCAGGCGCUAGCUUGUUAUGAUUUGUUGUUACUGCAUUUGCAGUUGGUAAACGUGUUGCACAUGAUUGCCUACUUCAAUUUAAAAAUACCAAAGCCCAUAAACAACCUGUUUGAUUCGAUGGCACAUCAAUAUUUUUUCCAAGACAUCUCCAACAAGACAAUGAUUCCCUGGUACAAGGACGACAAGAGAGAUCGUCAGCGAAUUGAUUUUCUUUGUCGAGUUAUUACGGGCUCCAUGGAUUCUAUUCAUCAGGAGACGACAGGCGUAGAAAACUUGGAUUGGAGACAAGCAAUGGAAUGGAUGAGCAAAUGUCAAAGUCUUGCGUCCACUUGGAAAGUUAGUUACGAUGAAUUGAGAAUACAUCAGGUUUGCCAGUUGUAUGUGAAUGGAUUUGAUCAGCUGGCCGAAGAGCUAUCAAGCGCUGUGAACGAUACUGAAAGGCUAGCCGCUAAGCUGUUACCUAUAGCAGGAAGACGCAUGAUGGCUUAUUUAGCCAAAGUUCCGAAUAUCUUGGAAGCAUUGACGAGAACAAAUCCAAUGCUUACAAAUUAUUUACAGACUCUUUCCUGGGAUGAUCCAAGCUUAGUUUACACAAACUGCACCAAUGAUGAUACAGUGCAAUUAGUGCGAAAAGUCUUGCACAAUCUUCCCGAGUCCCAUAAGCAAUAUGACCUAGCACAGCUGAUGCUCGAUGCAACCUUUAUGUAUGCAGGCGAUACACCAGGAAGCGUCGAUUGAUGAAAAGUUCAUAACAAAGUAUAAAUGAUUUUAAGUAGGUUGAUCACUGAAGUAAGAGAAAGAAAGAGAGGGGAAAGGAGUCGCCUGUGCAGUGUUAUUAUUUACACGAGGACAAUUCUUUUGAAAUUUAGUGAUCUUCGGCAAGUAUUUAUAUACUGCUCGUUUGUACAUUUUCAACCAUUUUGAUAUACUUUCUAAGUCUAAAUGUUGUUACACUUGCAUCAAACAAGGUCAAUGCGCUAAUUUUUGCGCUAUUUUUAACUUGCAUAAAAAUAUUGCACAUGUAGAUAUAUUGAAUUUGUUGAAUCUAGUGAGAAAAAAUUACUACUAGUGAACGCAAAUCGGCGACGAAGUUUUCGUUAAUUUUUCGCCAAUUGAAUAUCGGCGUUGGUAGAAAUGGGAUACGAUAAAGUGAAAGAUGAUGUUUAUAGAAUUGAAGCAUAAAAUAAACAGUGA